AUGCCAUUUAUGCGACCUGUGCAGAUCGUGCAGGAACUGGGAGGUGCAGAUGUGCACACCUCCAAAUCUGGGGUCGCUGAUCACUUUGCUGAGAACGAACCCGAAGCAUUGGCCACCUGCAGAGAGGUCUUGGAGUAUGUGGGUGGCACCAGUGCAGCACAGCCAGAGGUGGAGCCAGAGGAACCAUUACUGGAUCCAGAGGAGCUCUUGGGCCUCAUUCCAGAGGACAACUCCAAGGCCUUUGAGGUCAGACAAGUCAUCGCUAGACUUGUGGAUGGCUCACGCUUCCAUGAGUUCAAAGCUCGCUAUGGUAGCACCUUAGUCUGUGGCUUCGCACACAUCCACGGCUAUCCAGUGGGAAUUGUUGCCAACAAUGGCAUCCUCUUCGGCGAGUCUGCACAGAAGGGGGCACACUUUGUGCAGCUCUGCGGGCAGCGCAAAAUUCCUCUGCUCUUUUUGCAGAACAUCACCGGUUUCAUGGUCGGCAAGGCCUACGAGAAUGGAGGGAUCGCACGUGAUGGUGCCAAAAUGGUCAAUGCCGUUUCUUGCGUAGAUGUGCCCAAGAUCACAGUGAUCAUUGCUGGAAGCCACGGUGCUGGGAACUAUGGCAUGUGCGGUCGUGCCUAUGACCCCCGCUUCCUCUUCACCUGGCCCAACUCGCGAAUCAGCGUGAUGGGAGGGGCUCAGGCAGCUGAAGUGCUUGCGACUGUCAAGCAGGACCAGUUGAAACGCCAGGGCAAAGCUGCCAUGACUUCAGAGCAGCUCCAGGAGUUUAAGCAGCCCACCUUGGACAAAUACGAAGCCGAAGGUAGUCCUUACCAUUCCACUGCACGUCUCUGGGACGACGGCAUCAUUGAUCCUCGCGACACACGCAAUGUGCUGGGCCGCUGCCUACGCAUCUGCAGUCGGGCGCCGGGCAGUGGAUCCACUGGUGCCUACGGGGUCUUCCGAAUGUGAAAGCCCUGAGAAGUUGGCCGCGUGCCCGGGGUCCAAAAAAUAGACAUUUAAUACAUUUUAACGCAUUUAAUCACU
Messenger RNA from Cladocopium goreaui, 1032 nucleotides. The record is from the annotation of a GenBank genome assembly. NCBI's taxonomy places the organism in Eukaryota, Dinophyceae, Suessiales, Symbiodiniaceae.